Molecule: messenger RNA, 1264 nt
Organism: Nicotiana tabacum (common tobacco)
Lineage: Eukaryota; Viridiplantae; Streptophyta; Magnoliopsida; Solanales; Solanaceae
Product: sec-independent protein translocase protein TATB, chloroplastic
Biological process (GO): protein transport by the Tat complex
Cellular component (GO): membrane
Source: RefSeq, a predicted model, not a curated record
AGGACCAUAUAUCCAACGCCAGUAGAGAAGAAAGGACAUGAAUGAAUGUAGUAGCUCAAGCUGAGUAUUGAUUCAAUGACCCUCAUGGCUUCUGCAAUCUCUGCUCCUACUGCUUCUUCUUCACUAUCAUCAUUCACUAACAGAAGACUUUCUUUGACUGCCCUUUCAAAUUCUUCCAUUUUAGCUCCCAAAGUUCAGUUGUUGAAGUGGAUUCCUUACUCGGGUCUCACCCCUUUCUCUUCUUGGAAUGGACUGAAGCAACUCUCCAUUUCAAAAUCUCAAUAUUCAGUACAAAUUGUGAUUGUGUUUACAGGAAGAAGUAGAAAACAUAAAGGGAAAGGUGUUUAUGCAUCUCUGUUUGGUGUUGGUGCACCUGAGGCACUAGUAAUUGGGGUUGUGGCCUUGCUUGUGUUUGGCCCUAAAGGUCUUGCCGAGGUUGCUCGUAACCUGGGGAAAACUUUGCGUGAAUUUCAACCUACUAUCAGAGAACUUCAGGAAGUUUCAAGGGACUUCAAGAGCACACUUGAGCGAGAGAUUGGACUUGAUGACAUUAAAGGUUCAGGCCAAGACACAAUUAAGUCUAGCACAACUUCAAGACAGGAGGUUGAUCCCAAUGGUUCUCCAUUGCCAAGCAUAGCUUCCUCAAGUGAGGAGGACAUGGAAAGGCUGCUGAGAAUCGCUGAGGCUGAAAAACAAGCUGAGAAAGACCUUGCAUCCUUACUUGAAAGUCAAUCUGAAUCCCAAACUGUGUCGCAAGUAGCAGAUAAUUCUUCUUCAGCAUACUCAACUGAAGAUUACUUGAAGAUCACCGAGGAGCAGCUAAAAGCAGCUGCUCAGCAGCAGAAUGAGACAUCUAUUCCCGAGCAAAGCUCCUUCAACGCCCAAAGCCUGUCGCAAGCGGAUAACUCAUCUUCCUCAGAUGGAGCAUAUUCAACUGAAGAGGUUUCGAAGAUCACUGAGCUGCAGCCAUCUUCUCCCCAGCAAAGCCUCUCCAAUGCCCAAAGCCAGUCGGAAGAAACUCUGAAAGAAGCUGCCUCGGCAAUCCCUUCUUCCCAGAAGCCUGAGAGUGAGACAUAGGGCAGUUAACAUUGCGAUUGUGUACUGUAGUCCUUGUUAUUUUUUAAAUGAUUGAAUAUUGUAGUAUUAUUAUUCUUAAGAUGCUUUUUGAACUUGGAGAUCUUUUGCUCGGAGAAACAAUUUUGUACAUUAUAGCCAUUGGAAGAGUGUUGUAUCACAUAUCACUUAUUAGUCAUACUCUGUUGUA